CAAAGGCAGGCGAAUGAAAUAUAAAAAUGGAGUGGCACCGGCACAUUCGCCGUAGCAAGAAUAGGGAAGAAUGGCAGGGUUGUUCGACAAGCAGGCGGAGUUCUACUUGGAUGCUCGCCCUAAUUAUCCCCCACACUGGUAUUCUAAGUUGGCCGCUCUCACUCCGCACCACUCUUUGGCUUGGGAUGUCGGCACCGGCAACGGUCAAGCCGCUCUCGGUGUAGCUGAGCAUUAUGAGCAGGUGAUUGCGACUGAUGUGAGCGAAGCCCAACUGAAAUGUGCCAUUCCACAUCCCCGGGUCAAAUACCUGCACACCCCCUUAUCUCUCCCCGAUGAUGAAAUAGUGAGGUUGAUAGGGGGCGAGGGUUCGGUUGAUUUGGUGACUGUGGCUCAAGCUGUCCACUGGUUCGACCUCCCAACCUUCUACCCUCUAGUAGCUCGCCUGCUAAGAAAGCCAGGGGGUGUAUUUGCUGUUUGGGGCUACAAUGACAUUGCAGUUAGUCCUACGUUUGACCCAGUGAUGAAGCGCUUCCACGACACCACUCUUCCCUUCUGGAAUGAAAAGAUCCAAUACAUAUUUGAUGGGUACAAGACUCUGCCGUUCCCUUUUGAGAGUGUGGGGUUGGGGUGUGAGGGCCAGCCAGUGUCACUGGACAUACCCAAGAAGUUGUCAUUUGAUGGGUUUUUGAGGAUGUUGAGGUCAUGGUCUGCAGUAACCACGGCUAAGGACCGAGGCAUAGACCUGUUAUCGGAACGGGUGGUGAAAGAGUUUGAAACUGCCUGGGGUGGCUCCCGGGUGGUUCCAUCAGUCACCUACAACGCUUUUAUGCUUGCAGGGAAAGUCAAGCUGUAACCGUUAGUCUCUAAUAACCCACCUUGUUGUACUGCUUCAAAUAAACUCUCUAAACAGUAGUUUUCUUUCUUGUUGAGGAAUUGUUUUUCCACAACAGAAUGAGGUUAAAAAUCUAGUCCAAUUUUCAUCUGAAA
Molecule: messenger RNA, 987 nt
Organism: Vitis riparia (riverbank grape)
Lineage: Eukaryota; Viridiplantae; Streptophyta; Magnoliopsida; Vitales; Vitaceae
Product: putative methyltransferase DDB_G0268948
Exons: 2
Coding region: 71-853 (260 amino acids)
Molecular function (GO): S-adenosylmethionine-dependent methyltransferase activity
Source: RefSeq, a predicted model, not a curated record